AUGUCAUGUGGGAAGAAGGACGAAGAGGGAGAAGAGGAGGAGGAGGGUGCAACACCGUCAGCGGUAGGGGCUGCACCUGGAGCUCCUGGAACUCCUGCAGCAGAAGGAGCUGCUCCGGGAGCCGCUCCGGAAGGCGCUCCAGGAGCCGCCCCAGGAGCCGCUCCAGGAGCACCUGAAGCUGGUGCAGCAUCGUCCUCAUCGUCAGUUUCGGCCGCGAAAGGACCGGGUAAAGAAGAGGAGAAGAAGGAAGAGGGAGAGAAGAAGGAGGGGGAGGAGAAGAAGGAGGAAGAGAAGGUAGAAGGAAAAGAAGAGAAGAAGGAAGAAAAGAAGGAGGAAAAGAAAGAGCAAAAGAAAGAAGAAAAGGAGGAAGGAUCAGAAAGUAGUUCCGCGGCUAAGAAGAAGGGAAAGGAUAAGAAAAAGAAGAAGAAGUCGAAAAAGAAGAGUAAAAAGAGUAAAUCUAAAAAGUCAAAGAAAGGCAAGAAAAAGAUGAAAGAACAGCCAGCCAAAGAUGCGGCAGCCAAGGCUGAUGAAAUCAAGAACGAUGAAAAGAAAGAGGAGAAAGAGAAAGAGGUAAGAAAAUUGUAAGA
This is a messenger RNA of Strongylus vulgaris, 587 nucleotides long. The record is from the annotation of a GenBank genome assembly. Lineage: Eukaryota; Metazoa; Nematoda; Chromadorea; Rhabditida; Strongylidae.